Molecule: messenger RNA, 5473 nt
Organism: Polypterus senegalus (gray bichir)
Lineage: Eukaryota; Metazoa; Chordata; Cladistia; Polypteriformes; Polypteridae
Exons: 7
Coding region: 1055-2074 (339 amino acids)
Molecular function (GO): protein binding
Source: RefSeq, a predicted model, not a curated record
UCCGCUUGGGAUUAAUAAAGUAUCCAUCUAAAUACCAAUCCAAUAGCAAGGUGGAUUUGCAUACACCGCCCUUUUCCGAUGAAGUCUCUCCAAUGAUAUAUUCGCUCCAAUGUAGAUUUACAUAAGCACACCCCUUAUACGACGUUUUGCAUAGAAACGCCCCUCAGUAUUUGAAGCGACUGUGAAUUCAAGGCGAUAUGGCCGUGGGCAUAAUUUUAAUACACCACUCCUACAUUGAGUGAAUAACUCGUCUUAGCCAAUCAAAGCCCUACCGACCCACCUAAACCGGAGACAGUUAAGAUGAACAGCGUCGUACAGUCACGAAUGCAGCUGUUUGAAAAUUUUAGGGCUGUGGGUUUUUCAGGAAACUUAAUAGCUGCAGAAAAAGUGUAAAGGCAGGCUGGGUAAGAAGAAGCUUGUGCGCGAUCUCCGGGGGGCAUUAGAGCGACUUCAGCGGAAGCAGCGAGGUCCUGGAACUCGGAAAAAGAAGGUACAUGACGAAUUGGACGUCACUCAGAGACUCUGUUGUGAAGUGAGCUCCCCAAAAAGUGGCUCCUCGGAUGGAUCGCCUGUCCGCGGUGGUUCUGUUAGCAUUAACCGUUUCAAAAUAAGCGGCCCCCUGUUUCGUGCGAGUGUCAGCGGCGUGUCCAGAACGUGUUCGCACAGAUUUGUUCCAGGCUGGAGGAGCUGGUCAUGUGCCUUCCUCUUCUGUUGAAAGGCCCGCAGUAGUUUCAUUCCGGUUUGUCGCCUGAAUGCGAGCCGCAGAAUAAGCAGAAGCAAAUGAAGGGGCGUCUCUGCGAGGUCCUCCUGACGGCACUCCUCCCUGUUGCCCUCUGUAUGCUUCCAGCACCGGUCAACCUUAACAUUACCUCUCGAAACUUUGAGCAUUUCCUGAAGUGGGAGCCUGGAGAUGGAACUCCAACUGGAACCCUUUACAGAGUUGGAUAUUUCAGUCAAAGAACCAACAACUUGGCCCUUGUGGAGAACUGCCAGAAUAUCAGUGAGCCCCUAGAAUGCGACCUGACAAAAGUGUUUGUAGAUCUCUUUGACCACUAUGUCUCUGCAGUCCAAGCCGUCUUCAGAUUUCAGGAGUCCAACUGGACAGAACUACCAACGACUUUUGAUCCAUAUUUUCACACAGCCUGUGAUUAAAAUAGACAAUAAUGAUAAUGUUUCGUUUGAGGAACGGAUAUUUCUGCUUCAGCCUGCUACUGAGUACUGUGUCAUGGUGAGCAUGAGUGCAGAUCACAACAAGAACAACAUCUCUUCUGGAAGGCACUGCGUCUUAACAGCCCACCACAAUAAAGCAGGUGCUCUGGUGAAGGUGGUCGUCAUUCCAUCUGUUUUUUUUUUCAUCAUCUUUGUAAUCUUCAUUUUAUUCACGGAGUCCAUUCGCUCUUGGAAAAUGGAGCAGCCCAAGGUCCUGACAUCUUUCAUUAUUCAGGAUGGUGUCAGGGUAGCAGAGAUUGAGAAGUGCCACCCCGUCUUAGUCACAAUUCUGCCCAGACCUGACGAUACACAGAACUUAUUCACAGAUGCCUACUUUAGGUCAAGGCAGAGCGAGUACUCGGACGAUGAAGAAGGUGACGUUUAUGAGAAGUGUGGCUUGAAAGUGCCAGUCCAGCAGAGCUACAACAGCAACAAAGAGCUUGAGAAGAACGUCGAACCCUCUCUGUGGGAGCAGUUUGGAGAGGAGGAGUCGAGCUGUGAGGUGCUGAGUAACCAAUCCGGGGUGACGGCUGAACAUCUGGACCCCUUGGAUUUGGAGCAGCAGGUGUGUCCGCACGAGAUCCCGGAGAUCUAUAAAGAUGUGCCUCUGUGUUCAGUGAUGCUCUGUGACCUUGAGCAGGAAUGCGUGACCAAUGACGCAGACACCGGAGACAUUUGCUUAGAGAAAUUGGACCAGCAGGGGGAGCAGGAGGCCUGUCGGCAGCUUUCAUACAUUUUGACUGUGGAGCCAGUGAGUGUCGGCAAAGGCGCGGUCAGUGAGGAUCACAACAAGGAGCCAUUUUACAUUUCAGACUCUGAAGAAGAGGACAGUGAUGAUGAGCCUUGUGGAUAUUUAAGCCGUUAGUCGUAUGGUUCGCUGUAUAAACGGUUUGCUUUAACUGUGGGGUGCAGCGCUCGAGGGCCAUUAGCGGCUUUCUGUCCAGCUUAUGUUAAUGGAACACAUGGCUGUAGGAGCAAAGAAGGGCUGUGAUGGCUCAGCGUGCUGCCUUUACAUAUGCACUGAGCACUUUCUGUAUCUGUGAGGAGUGCAUUAAAUAAACAGGUAGGGAAUUCGCCAUGAUGGGGCACAAGUGCUGGGUAGCUGCUCAGUCCGAACUAGCCAGGAGACCCUCAUCAAGCAGGAAAAAACUGAUGAAACCACCAGGCCUUCCCUAACUAACCGCUGCUGAGUGACCAAGUUUAUGAGCUGACAAACACACGGCUCCCUUUUUUAUUUUUUGAAGAGAUCUGUUACUGUACCUGCUGGAUUCCCAACGCAGUAUUACCUUUAUUGAGCCGUGGGCCAUUUUGGGAUUGAGCAGACUAAGAGAAGCCCAACUCAAUGGCAUCCCUUGGAGCUUCUUUGGGACUUUGUGACGGUCAUAAAUCAGAGGACAGUUAAGUGGCUGGGCCUUUGGAGUUUGUGUCUGAAGCAGUUCAUCCAAUCACAGUCUUGGCUUGGGCCACGCCUCCAGUAAUAGACAUGUGUGACCUUUAGGGGGCGUCCCAAAGCCAGAACACCACUGUCUCACACACUCCACUUCCACUCCAAAUGGACUUGCUUAUUAUGCACAAAAUCUCCAAACCACACCACUGUAACCAGUGCAUUAAUCGUCUGUCCCUCCUCCACUUUCUAACUCACCCGGGUGACAUGGGGGGCUCCUUUCCAGGAAGGAUCCGAGAGUACAUCUGGUGCUGUAGCUGGGAAUCACUUCCAGAUCAGUCAAAACCACUAAAUGUCCUGGGAGGCUCAUAGCAGUUCUGCCCAACAGCACCUGAGGACCCCAACACCUGCUGACAUGUCCAAAUGGGAGUCCUACCAGGGAGAUGAUGCCUCCCGAAGGAAAACCGGGCCCUUGGAGGUGGUCUGCCACAGUCCAUCCAUGUUGGUCUUCCAGUCAGCAUGCACUCCCAGACCUGCCUAAUAUGCCACAAAUCUUAUAUGAACAAGAGGACCGGAUAGGGGGGGGUAGCUGCAGCACUGACCACCAGCUUAAAACACGGACACGGCAGUCCAAAGUAAGAAUAAAAAAGGAGUUUUGUGAAUAAAAACGGAAUAACUGACAUAGGAAUUAAAAAUGGAGACCUCCACCCGCAGUACCCAUCUAAACUGUCGUGACCCCUGGCUGCUCCGUCACUGGUGCUCUGCCUUUAACACCAGUGGCCUCCUGACCAAGAGGAGGAAGACCCUUUGAAAACUGUGCCCUGUGCCACUCACAUGUACCCCCAACCAUAAGCACUGCCAGAGUCCUGAAUGGAUGUCCUGCACCCCACUGUGACUUGGGCAGAGCUCACCCUGGUGGCACCAGCUGUCCUAUAGCGGGCAACUGAACUGCAGCAUAUUGUCCUGUAGCCCAAGGGGACUCUGAGUGCCCCCCAUAUGUAUGUUAAAAAUCAGGAAUGGAGAAACAUGGGGACAAAUCUUCAGAAAAUCGGGAUGACGUUCAGGGGAGUUGAAUACUCCUGCACACCUCUGUGUAUAAACCUACACUCACACUCAUACUCACACAGUGCCUUUAAAGGCGGAUUUGGUGGCUCUGAGGCUCGGGAUCUGCACUGGCAAUCAGAAGGUUGGCAGUUCAAAUCCCGUAAAUGCCAAUCGGGACUCUGCUGUGUUGGGGCCCUGAGCAAGGCGGCCCUUAACCUGCCAUUGCUGAGCGCUUUGAGUGGUGAGAAAAGCGCCAUAUAAAGGCAAAGAAUUAUUGUUAUAUUAUUAUUAUUAUUAAAGUGCUCGCCUCCUUUGAAGUUUUCUUCUUGUGAAAAACAAAUUGUAAAGUCCAAGUGAAAGCCGAUCUCCGAGCAGAGUGCGCUCAACGAAUUACAAAUCUAAACCACAGACACGUUGGUCUCGGGCUUCACGUCGGUAAUCAUUAGCUGAUGGCAGUCUCUGGGCCCGGGUCCCUCUCUAUCAGCUCUGCCAUUUUGCCCCAUUCAAGCAUCCCACUCAAGCUCUGUCAGGUGUCCUGGUGGUCCAGAGUAAAGAGCCUUUGUCAAGUCCGGCCAAAGAUUCCUUAAUGGGCUCCGACUCGGCCACUGCAGGACAGUCACGUUGUUGGUCUGGAGUGAUUCCUGCCGAGCUUUGGCCUUGUGGUCUUCUAUGGGGGGGCAGGCGUCCCACCUCGGAUUUGGGCCGUUCAUUCGAAUGUCUGAGUCCUUCCUGGGCCUGCUACAGAGAAGCGUCCCCACUGCCUGAUGCUGCCACCAGCACGUUCCAUGGUGUAGCUUAGGUGACGUGCCACUUAACAAAGUAUUUAGUCUACCAGCCAGAAAGCUCCAUUUCAGUCUCCUCGGACCACACGACUCUCUUCCAGCUGACCUCCGAGUCGCUCACGUUCUUCUCCCACGAUGUCCUCUGCCUUUUCACUUUGCUGCCCUCCCCUAGAGCUCUGACUGGUGUCACCCACCCCUUCACAGUUCUCGGGUGGGGGGUCUCGUCCAGGUUUUGUGGGCAGGCCGUACUCUUUGGGUUUCUUCAAGACCGAUUUGAAGUGCAGCUUCUCUGACUUGGAGGUUUUCUUGUCUCCCUCAGUCCCUGACUUGAGUGCCAUUUUAUGUUCUUGUGCCUUCAUUGGGUUUGUUAGGUCAAAUUUGAGUGGACCCUCCAGAUACAAUCAAGGGAAACCCCCGAGAGGCGGAACUAAUGAUGGGACUUGGGAAACCAGUGGGCUGCACCACCAGCGGUCAUUUGGGUUUUAGAUUUGCUGUUAAUUUACAACUUUGGUAUUAAAGAGUCGCAAGGCCAAAGGAAAUCCACUGGGGUUCCACGUUGUAGAAGAAGAAAAUGUGAAAACGAACGAGGGGUGCGUAUUCUUGAUAGGCCUGGUGUGUGUGUGUGUGUACACGUGUAAUACACACACACACUGUGUAGGCCUACGCAGCGGACACCCAGAUAGCGCCAACGACUGAAAUGCCAAAGGGCCGUGUCUGGUGGGACGCUCUGCGUCUUCAGCUCUCCGCUAUGCAGGUCACCCUUGCACUUCAUUUUAUUUAUUUUUUUCUGAAGCUGAAAAUGUAAAGGAGGCGAAUGUCCUGACUCUGCAUUUUCUAAAUAAAUAUUCCGGCCUCUCUGCUCCACUCCAGUGGUAUUUCAUUUUUUUGUUGCAGAGUAUCCUUCACUGAGGAGAAGCUCUGAGCAGCCGCACACAUUUGUAGCUGCCGUCUCGUGCGCUAGCAGUGAAGUCAGAACUUAUUGAAGGUUUAAUGUACUGACGAGCGUGAAAGGUCUGUGAAGCUGCGUUAAAGGCCUCCAUAGGAAACCACUGCA